GGAUGUAGAAUGGCUUUCUAUAAGGAUGUAUCUGUCAGGAAGACUUCUUUAAAUCUGGUGACAGGAUUCUUUCAGUAUCUGCGAGAUGAGCAAGAAGCAGUGCAGAAGCGAACCUUUACAAAAUGGAUCAAUUCUCAUCUAGCAAAGCAUAAACCACCCCUUGAGGUCAAUGACCUUUUUGAGGACAUCAAAGAUGGGCUGAAGCUCCUGGCCCUGCUGGAGGUGUUGUCUGGUCAAAGACUUCCCUGUGAGCAAGGCCGCCAGCUGAAGAGGAUCCACUGGGUUUCCAACAUCGGCACAGCACUCAAAUUCCUCGAAGGCAGAAAGUCUGUGUAUCGAGGAUCUCCGAUCAAACUUGUCAACAUUCAUGCCACUGAUAUCGCUGACGGCCGACCGUCAAUCGUUCUUGGGCUUAUAUGGACCAUUAUCCUGUAUUUUCAGAUUGAAGAGUUAACCAGCAACCUGCCAGCCCUGCAGGCGUUGUCCAACAGCAACUCUUCUGUGGAGAGUUUAACCAGCUCAGAAGCAGGAAGCCCCCCCAUGAAGAGGAAGGUGGUUACCAGAUUUCAAGGCAAUGCCAAGAAGGCUUUGCUCAGAUGGGUGCAGUGCACAGCAGCCAAGCAUUUCGGAAUUGAGGUGAAGGACUUUGGGCCCAGCUGGCGCGAUGGUGUUGCGUUUCAAGCAGUGGUGCACGCCAUCAGACCCGACCUGGUGGACAUGGAAGUGGUGCGGCAGAGAAACAACAGGGACAAUUUAGAAGAUGCCUUCACACUUGCAGAAAAUGAGUUGGGCAUUCCCCGUUUGCUGGAUCCAGAAGAUGUGGAUGUGGACAAGCCUGAUGAGAAGUCCAUCAUGACAUACGUGGCUCAGUUUCUCAAACAUUACCCAAACCCCCACCAGUCUGAGGGGGGUGGACAUCAAGAUGAGCUGCUUCUUGGCUCUAUUCCAACUUUUGCAUUGUCAGUUCCAGUGCUUCAGAGAGAGGAGCGGAAGAUGCUUCGAGAGCUGAAGGUGUUUUUAGAUCAGCUGGAGAGAGAUCUGCUGCGAGCCCAGGCAGCCGAGGGAAGCCUCGCAGACAAAUACCAGGUCUUCAAAAGCUUCCACGUUCAGUACGAGAUGAAGAAGAAGCAGACGGAUCCUCUGCUGCAGCCGAUCCAUAAGGACAGCAAGCUUUCAGUGGACCAAGCUGUGGUCAAGCAGGCCUGGGACCGCCUGUCUGCCAGGCUGCUGGACUGGCACAUCCAUCUGGACAAGUCUCUGCCUGGCCCCCUGGGAGUGAUCGGAGCCUGGCUUCACCGAGCAGAGAUGGCUCUGAGGGAGGACAUCCCCCUCCACCUUGUUCAUGAAGAAACAGCCAAUGUCCUCCACAGAAAACUAGAGCAGCACAAGGAGGUAUUAAAAAGCGUGGUAUCACACAGGCAGACUUUUGUUCAGAUCCACAAGGACAGAUCGGUCAACGGGGUACCUGUUCCACCAGAACAGCUCCAGGACAUGGCAGAACGGUUCAACUUCGUGUCUACGUCGUCACACUCUCACUUGAUAAAGCUGGAAUUCUGGGAAAUGAAGUACCGCUUGAUGGCAUUUCUUGGUCUGGCUGAGUCGAAGCUCAAGUCCUGGAUCAUAAAAUAUGGCCGACGAGAUUCGGUUGAACUCCUGUUGCAAAGCUACCUUACUUUUACUGAAGGCCACAGAUUCUUUGAGCAGUAUGAGAUCAUCUUCACGGCCCUCAAACAAGCUGCAGAGGUUUAUGUGAAAUCUGACAGUUCAAUUGAUGAAGCAGAAGGCGUGAGCAAAUUCCUCAAUGAAACGACAGUUCAGUGGAAGAACCUGGCUUUGGAGGUCCGAAGCGUUCGCAGCAUGCUGGAAGAGGUGAUUUGUAACUGGGAGAAAUACAGCAGCACCGUGGCCGCCCUGCAGGCUUGGUUGGAAGACGCUGAGCAAAUGGUCAACCAAUCAGAGAAUGCCAAACGAGACUUUUUCAGAAACUUUGCUCACUGGAUCCAGCAGCACAUGGACAUGAACGAUGCUGGCAAUUUUCUCAUUGAGACGUGUGAUGAGAUGGUCUCACGCGAUCUAAAGCAGCAGCUUUUGCUGCUGAAUGGGAGAUGGAGGGAGCUGUUUGUCAAAGUCAAACAUUAUGCAAGAGCAGAUGAAGUCGAUAAGUUGAGGCAGGACUAUCAUGAUGGGAUUAAUACCUUGAAAAUAUUCAUGGAUGCAACAAAUGAGAAGAUGACUGCUCCUGUUCAAGUGUCUUUCCUGAACGUCAGAACUUUUGUUCAAGACGUUGAGGAAAUCAAACACAAAGUGCCAGCAAUGGAAGCAGCCUGCAAGGCUGCGAGCCGUACGGCUCAGCUGUUGACCAAAGACACUCCUCAAGAGGAGAUCUCACAGAUGAUGACUGUGAUGGCUUCAAUCAAAGAGCAGCUGAGUAAGGUUAGGGACAGAUGUUUGCCUCUGCUGAGGGAGUCUCAGUCCCUCUUACCACCACUGGAGGAAAUGGAGAAGAACAUCACGGGCUUCUACCAAGCUCUGGAGAAGGCUAGUCAUAUCACCAGCAGCACAGACUCUGAGGGACCAGUAGACUUUAAACAGAAAUGCCAGGAGCUUGCAACCUGCACACACAGCUGUAAGAAGUGCCUGACUGUCAUAGAGAGGAACCAUCAGAGCAUCCAAAAAAUCAUGAGCGCCAGUAAUACCCUCCAACACAUGGACAUGAGUCUGCUGCAGAAACGAGUGGCGGAUCUGCAGAGCUCGUCUCAGAAUAUGAUUAAGGAAUCAACAGAGUGGCGGAAGCACGUGGAGGCGAACAGCAGCCUCAUGAAGAGAUUUGAUGAGUCACGACUAGAGCUAGAGAAGAUACUUAAAACGGCACAGGACUGUCUGACUGAAAGAGGAAACCCGGAGGAGCUGAUUAAGAAACACACAGAAUUCUUUGGACAGCUGGACCAGCGGGCUCUAAAUACAUUCCUCAAGGCUUGUGAUGAGCUGACAGACAUUUUGCCUGAACAGGAGCAGCAGUCACUGCAGGAAACCGUUAGGAAGCUGCAUAAGCACUGGAAGGAUAUACAGACAGAUUCCCCCUUUCACCUUCUGCACCUGAAGGUGGAGGUGGAGAGGAACAAGCUAAUGGCAUCACUGCAGGAGUGCCAGGCAGAGCUGACCAGGGAAAACCGCCACCUAACGAGCAUGGGGAGCGAGAGGCUCAUCAAAGAGCACAGGGCCUUUUUUAGGGAGAAAGGACCCCAGUCCAUAUGUGAGAAAAGGCUGCAGGUAAUAGAAGAACUAUGUCAAAAACUCCCCGAGAGUGACCCUGCUCACCAAAUACUGGAAACCGUGAGAAAGGACUUGGAUGAGGUCCGAGAGGAAAUCGAGAACACUCAUCAGAAACUAAUGCAGCACCCAGACAAAUGGAAGGAGUACAAUGCAAGAUAUGCUGAACUUUCCUGUUGGCUUAUAUCUAAAGAAAGUCAACUGAGGCUGCUGAGAAAUCGAGCUAGUGAUCCCAGAAAAUAUGGCCAGGUGAAGUCUACCAUCAUGGAGCUGAGAAAUGACGCAGAGCUACAAGAGGGGAACCUGGGCUGGCUGAAAGCUCGUAUGGCUGUGCUGAUUGAAAUCUGUGCUGACAGCGAUGCCCAGAGGCAGGGCAGCACACUGAGCAAGCUUUCCACUGACUUUAAAGGUCUUCUUACUUCUCUCUUAGAGGCUGAAAAGAUGGUCCUGGCUGUGGGAGACUGUGUACAGUUCAGAGAGGAGGUACAGAGUACUCUGGAGGACCUGGUUCAGGUGCAGAAAGAGGCACAGGCCGAAGCGACCAAAAUACUGGAUUGUUCAACUGCCAGAGAAGCCCAACAACUGCUCCUUGUUCACCAGCAACAGCUAAAGCGCCUGAAGUUGAAGAGGAAGGAAGUCCAGCAUCUGGUCACCAGAGGUCAGCAGCUGCAGGCGGAGGAGGGACUGGGAGAAACCCUGCAGCAGGAUCUGCACAGUUUGGAGAACACACUCAGUAAAAUGGAACAGAAUAUGGACUCACAAGAGAAAAACCUCGAGGUCACGCUGGCAGCCUGGCAGGAGUUUGACAGCCAACAGGAAGCGGUACGCGAGUUUGUCAACAAAGCUCGCUCGACAACUGGCAGAGACCUGAACUUCAGCAGUCCAGAGAGCCUGGCAGUCGAACUGGAUCAGGCAGGGGUGCUGUUGACGCAGUGUGAAGCUGAGGCCUUACAUAUGAACACGUUACUGAAGAGGGCAACAGAAAUCCAGCUUGGUCCAAGAAACAAGACUCUGCUUUCACAACAAGCUCGUUCCCUCAGUGAACAAGUUCAGAAAGCCCAGACUGACCUGAAGGAAGAAGUGAAGAAUCUGGAAGGAAUGAAAAGUCAGUGGGAUCGAUUUGGAGCUGGAUUUGAAGCAUUUUCCUCAUGGAUAUCUGAAAAGGAAAAAGAAGUGGAUGUGAUAAAAUCUUCCUCUUUGCCUCUUGAGGAGCAGCUCAAAGGAGUAAAGACUGUUGGGACCGAGGUUCAAGAUCGAGCUGAGCUUCUUUCUCAACUGGAAACAGACUCCCAGGCGUUGGCCCAGUUUGUGUCUUCAGGGGAGGCGGCUCGCAUCAAGGCCCGUCUGACCCAAAUCGGCAGGUACUGGGAAGAUCUGAAGGAGAGUGUCCAGCAGCUUGAUGGUCAGCUGGAGGAGAGCUCCUCUCACCAGCAGAAGUUCAAACAGAGCCUUGAAGAGGCUCGAGCUUCUCUCUGUGUGCUUCACACAAAACUGAAGAACCCCGUUAAAUCCUGCUCUUCUUCAUCAGAGACCUACAAAGCCCUUCAAACACACACGGACGUCUGUCAGGGCCUGGAGCAGCUGAAGGGAACCUUGUUGUUGCUCUCUUCGGCUGCUCGACGGCUCAGUGCCAAGGAGGAGGCAGUGAGGACCGUCACGCAGCUCAACACCAGCUAUGAACUGGACCUACAGGAAGCAAAGGACAAACAGAGCGCUCUGGAGAACCUGCUUUCACUCUGGCAAAAGUAUGAGAAACAGCUCUCGAACUUCACGGCCUGUCUGGAGAGAAGUGAGUCAGCAUCCAAAUCAGAGAGUCCGUCUUUGUCAGCGGACAAAGCCAAGCUGCACGCUGAGCUGCAGGAGCUGCAGGCCCUGCAGCUUGAGGAGCAGGGCCUUGAGAGGGCUCAUGCUGACUUGGUGUCUUUGGGCACUUUACUUCAUCCCACUGCGCCUGAAGAGAGAGUGAUUCAGCUAAAAGAUGAACUUUGGACUCUACAGAAGAGACUGACUGUUCAACAAGAAGUCAUCCCUCAAAGAAUCGCAGAGCUUCAGAGCAGAGUUUUGUUGGUAGAGCAGUUUGACGAGGCUCUUCUGAAGUUCUCAGAGUGGAGCGAGUCCACGCUCUCAAAUCUGCAUUCAUCUUCUCAGGUCAACAUAAAGAACCUGCAGCACUCUGCUGCACACGUAAAGGAGACCCAGGUGGCUCUGCAGCUGCAGUCCAGCAUGAAGCAGAGCCUGGAACAGCAGACCAAGAAGCUCUGUGAGAUCUGUGAGUCUGCUGAUGCACAGCUGGUCCACAGCCGAGUGGAAAGCUGCCUGCAGCCGUAUGUGGAGGCCCAGCACUUAGCCGAGCUUCAGUCAGAGUGCCUUGAAAGGCUGGAGGCCUUUUUGCAGACCCAUGGUGUGGCAGCAGGAGUGUUGCGGGGUCUGAAACAGACCGUGGAAAGUGCUGGGAGCUGGGAUCGAGGAAGGGUGGAAGAGCUGCAGCAAGAACUCGCCACCAUUGUUCCAGACAUAAGUCAGCUGGAGACCGUCGCUGUGAAUCUGGACAGCAGCCUUUGCAAAGGUCAUCUCCACAUUGGUACUGAAGAUGGUUCUCAUACAUCGUGUCGCCUGCUCGCUGAUUCCCUCAGCGCUGAGCUGGACGCAGUGAGGAACGUGCUGGGUUCCAAGCAAAGUGAAGCCGAAGCCCUAGGUGUUCUCUGGACUUCAUUUAGGCAACGAAAGGAACAGCUGCUCAAAGCAGUGGAGGACAUCGAGGAAAAAGCUGACCACCAGACCCUGAAAGAGCCCAGCCUGCAUGGUCUACAGCAACGACUCCGGUUCUUUAAUCAGUUGGAGGACGAGCUGCAGUCCCACCAGCACGAAGAGCAGUGGCUGAGGGAGAAGGGCAACCAGCUGGCUCACAAAGAUGCAGAGUUGGCUGGAGAAGUGUUGAGAGAGAUUGGCUUGUUGGAGACAACAUGGGAGGACACCAAGAGGCUCAUUACAGAGAAACAGGAACAGUGCAGUGUUCUUGUUGAGCUCAUGAAAGAAUAUCAAGUCCUGAAAACUACAAUCAGCAGCGUUACUGAGAGCGCUAAACCUCUGCUGGAGAUAAGUUCUGUCCUGAAGGACCACGAGGAAACCAAGAGGACCCUGACUAAGCAUGAAGCAAUGAAAGGAGAGAUUGUUUGCAAGCAACGUGAAUUAGAUCAGUUUUCUGCCAAAGGAAAGCAUCUGCUGAUCGAACUGAAGAAGGUCCCAGAGUGUAACAGCGACAUCAUCAAAAAGGAUUUGGAAACAAUUGUUGAUCAGUGGUUAGAUAUGUCUGAGCGAAUAGAUGACAACACUGAUCACCUGCAUCAGAGUUUGGGGCUGUGGGAUGAUGUGCGGAAAGUAAAUGAAGACAUUGAAAGUUGGACGAGCAGCUGCGUGAUUGAACUCAACGAACGUCUGAGCAACUUCAACAACAGUCAGAACGUGUCAGUAAGGCUCUCAGCGCUGCAGGCAGAAAUUGGUGAGAAGAAGCAGCAACUUGAGCUCCUGCAAAGCAAAGUGUCAGAACUGAAGAAGUGCAGUCAAAGUCACGAGACUCCAGCUAAAUUACAGGUGUUGGAGAAUGACCUGCAGAAGAAGAUCAACACUGUCCAGACACUUCAUGAACAAGUUAAAAGAAACCUCGCUGACUUCAGCUCCCAACGCAAACAGCUUGAAGACUACAUCUCACAGAUGUCUGUUUGGCUAAAGAGCAUGGAAGAUUCGUUGGUGUCUUCUCCAGCAGAAUCCGAUCCUGAGGACAUCUGCAGAGUAAAGGACCUUCAAAAAGAUCUGCAAAACCAGCAGGGCAGUAUUGAUUCCACCAGGGAGAGCCUCAACAACCUGUGCAGAAAGUAUCCCUCUGAGGAGCUGUCUGCUUUGGGCUCUUCUCUCACUGACCUCAUCAAGACUUAUGAGUCUGUGAACCAGCUUUCUGCCAGGACCCUGAGCUCGCUGCAAAACUGCCUUCAGCAGCACUUCAGUGACCUUGUCCAGGAUUUUCAUUGCUGGCUUUCAGAACAACGGGAGAUUGUGAAAGAAUGCUCGGACCGAUCAGGAGACACACAAGUUGUGGAACGUAAACUACAGAAACUCAAGGGUGCCAUGGAUCGUGUAGAGGAGGGAGAAAUGCGACUCACUCAAGUUUGUGAAGAGGGAGAGAAGCUUCUUCUUCAUCUCCCUAAAGCCAGCUCUGGGCAGGUCCAGCAACACCUCUCCUCCAUCCAGCAGGACUGGGACAGCUUUGUGGAGCAGUGCAGGCAGAACCAACAGAUCCUUGAGGACAGCGCAUGCCUUAUGAAAGGGUUUGAGGGUCGCCUUAAGAAACUCAGGUGGUGGUUGGAGCAUAUGGAAAACAGGAUGACGACAGAUCUACGUGAAGCCAAACAGAGAGGUCAUGAAAAAGUUAUGCUUGACCAAGUGGAGGAAUACCUGCAGGAAGUUCUCAAAGAGAGAGAUUCGUUUGAGCGUCUCUGUCAGGAGGGACAGGCUCUAAACGAGGGUGGACGAGGGGACGAAAGUGAGACCAGAGUUUCAGCUCAGCUGCACUCACAGCACCAGGCGUUGUUGAGGCGUGUGAGGGAAAAGCUGCACAGUUGCCAGCUCACCUUACAGGAGCAACAAGCCUUUGAAGAGACUCUGCAGACCACUUGGUCCUGGCUUAAUGGUGUCCAGGAGCGUCUGGCUUCACUUAACAGCACCAUUGGCAACAAGGAAACUCUGGAAAAAAGACUUGGUCUUGUACAGGAUAUCCUGCUCAUGAAAGGUGAGGGGGAAGUAAAGCUCAACAUGGCAGUUGGAAAAGGAGAACAGGUUUUGAAGCACAGCAGAAUUGAGGGGCAGGAGACCAUCUGUUCACAGCUUCAAAGCCUGAAGGACUCAUGGGCCAACAUGCUAAUGAAUGCUAUGAGCUGCCACAGUCGUCUGGAGUGGACAGUGGCCCAGUGGUCCAGCUUCCAAGAAAAUAAGAGCCAACUGCAGCAGUGGAUGGAGUUGGUGGAGCAAGAAGUGGGGAUGACUCUGCCUCAGCAACCUGACCUUAAGAAGAAGUGCGCCUUACUGGAGCGACUGAGGGCCAUCCAGGCUGAUGUGGACACUCGUGCAGCAGUUCUGUCUCGCCUCACAGAGAGAGCUGUGGAGAUGCAGGAAAAAACUGGUGACCACACAUUUGGACCCGAGUCGAGGGCAGAGCUCAAUGCACGCUUUGCCGAUAUAUCCGCUGUUGUCAAGGGUAAAGUGCAGUCCAUGCAGAAAAUUGUGUCCGAGCACGAGCAGUACCUCGACGCUGUGAGAGACUUCGACGACUGGCUGGUUUCAGCAAAAGAGGAGCUUCAGCGGUGGUCCGACCUGUCAGGAGACUCGGCCAACAUUCAAAGAAAGCUCUCCAAAGUGCAGGAGCUGCUGGACUCCAAGCAGCGAGGCAGAGAGAGGCUGAGCCGUGUUCAAAGGUGUGGUGUCGUGGCCAGAGAUUUCACGAGUUCAGGAGGCUACGAGGCUUUGGAGCGAGAGGAAGCAACUCUUCUGUCCUCUUGGGAGCAGUGGGAACGCACGGCCCUACAGACACGCGCCAGUCUGGAAACGGCGCUCUCACAAAUAUCGAGCUCAGAACAGGAGUUCAGCAGCCUGUCGGCACAGCUGGAGCAGGCCCUGCAGGACUUCAGCUCUAAGCUGAAGGACUGUCGAACACGACUGACCCAAGCAGAGGGGAAAAGUGAUGGAGAGGAGGCUGUUAAAGGCUGGCAUUUAGCAAAGGAUACUUUAGAGGAGCUCAUCAAAGCCGAGGCCAUGUCUGAUCGUCUGAAGACUCAGCUCAACGAUUUGUGUCGAUUCUCCAGAGAAAUGGGUUCGCAGUCCGACAGAGUGUCUGCUCUUAUCAAGGAUUACAACAGCCUGAGUCUUCAAGCUACCAGAGAGUGCCAGAACAAAGAGAAAAUGCUGGACCAAGCGUUUCGCUCAGCUUUCAGAGAAUUCCAGCAGUGGCUGGUUAAUGCCAAGAUCAACACGGCCAAAUGCUUUGAUGCACCUCAAAAUCUCUCUGAGGCCUCGUCCAGUUUGCAGAAGAUUCAGGAGUUCCUCAGUGAUAAAGACCAAGGUCAGUCGAAGGUGAACGCUGUGGUUGUGAACGGUGAGCAUUUUUGCAGCAUUGCAGCCAAAGACAAAACUGAUGCAGUCCGGGUUAAAACAAAUGCUGCCAGAGAAGACUGGAAAAACAUCGUGUCUAGUCUGCACAACCGAGAGACAAGUCUGCAAAACCUCCUUUCUCAAAUGAAGGACUUUGAAGCGAGCGCUGAGCCUCUUCAGGAAUGUUUGAAUGCCACCGAGCUGACUGUGCAGGAGAGCAGCACGAGGCUUUACGAUCUCACGGCCAAGAAGCUUGAGCUUCACAAACUGCAGUCUGUGCUUGAGGAGUUGACCUCUCUCGAGGUUCAGCUGAGCAGACUUAAAGAGAAAGCCCAGCUGUUGUGGGACGAACACUCGGCCGGCAAGGGCUUUGCGCACCGUAUCUCGCAGCUCUCUGCUCAGUACCUAUCUUUAACCAACCUGACCAAGGAGAAGGCAUCUCGGAUAGAUCGGAUUGUUACCGAGCACCAGCUUUUCUCCCAAGGGUUAAAGGAGCUGCAGAACUGGAUGGUAGACACCAGCCAUAUGUUGCAGACGUACAGCACCCCCACCGCUGACAAAAACAUUCUUGACAGCAGAAUGAUAAAGCUGGAGGCUUUGCUGACUGCUCGACAGGAGAAGGAGAUCCAGCUGAAGAUGCUGAUCACAAGAGGAGAGUCGGUUCAGAGAAACACCUCCGCUGAGGGGGUGCCUCUAAUCCAUAAACAGAUACAGGACCUGAAGGACUCCUGGGAUGCCCUGCUCUCCGCUGCCAUUUUGUGCAAAAGCCAGCUGGAGCGUUCUCUGUCUCAGUGGACGAGCUACCAGGAGGACGUCUGUCAGUUUGUGGCUUGGAUUGAACAUAUUGAAGAGGACCUUGAGCUCUCAGACAAACAGUGCCCGGAAAUAAGAGAUAAAACUGCCAAUCUAAGCAAAGCGAAGCUUCUUUAUGAGGAUGUGCUCAGCCACAACUCUCUGCUGGAGACCAUCACUGUAAAAAGUGCUGGUAUCACCGAAAACUAUGUCACUCAGCUCGAGCUGCAAGAACUCCAGGAGCGUUACAACGCCGUCAAAGACAAUGCCAUGAGGGCUGUUGGCAAAGCAGAAGAUCUGGUAAAAGCCCAUCAAGAGUAUCAGCAGGACAUUCGUGCAUUUGAGGAGUGGCUGGAACAAGAGCAAGAGAAGCUCGGCUGUUACACACAGCUGGAGGGAGAUGUUGAUAUGCUGGAGGACACCAUCCAAAAACUGCAGGAGCUGCAGCUGCACUGCACAGAGGGUCAAGCUCUGCUGAACACCCUGCUGCUGAGCAGAGAGCCGGUCAUUCCCUGGGGUCUGCCCCAGAUCGAGGAGAGAGCGCUGGAAACCCUUCAGCAGGAGUGGAGGCUCUACCAGGCCCGGCUGGCCGAUUCCCGCGCUCAGCUCAACAGCGCUUUGGCCAAACUUCGACAGAUGGAGCAGAAGUUCCAGCGUCUCGACAGCUGGCUGAAAGCCAUGGAGACCAAAGCCCAACUGCGUUCUGAUCGCCGGUCGGAUCGUGACACCAAGAAUGCGCAACUUCAGAUGGUCAAGAGCUGGCAGGAGGAGGUGCUCGUUUAUCAGGAGGAGAUGGAGGGUCUGACACUUUUGGCUCAGCAGGUUCUAGAUGAGACUCACAUCAGCAGCCGGAUCAGUACCAGGGCCACACAGAUCACAGCCCGCUACCACGCCCUGCUUCUGCAUUUACUGGAAACGAUCAAACAGAUCCAGGAGGAGGUGUGUUUGAUUGAAGAAGCUCAGUGUGUCUUCAACACCUUCUCAGAGUGGCUCAGCACAGCCCAGAAUAACUUCAGCAGCGUGGCCAUACGUGUGGAUGUAGUUGAUCGCUUUGCUUUGGAGAGAAAGAUGAAGAAACUGGAGUCUCUUCAGGCCGACAUGGAGCAGGGUCACCUUUAUUUAAAGACCAUGAGGGAGAAGACUGAGCGAGUGAUGGCCUUCUUAGAGGAGCCUGAAGCAGAUCAGCUCAAGGAGGAGGUGGACAUCCAUCUUUUUCAGCUCGAGGAGUUAAUGGCAGCUUUGCGCACGGAGCACAGCUCUCUAGAGAAAUGUAUCUCCCUCUCCAAAGACUAUCUGGAUAAAUAUAAAUCCCAGUCCCAGUGGGUGGUGGAGACCAAGAACCUUUUAUCUUCAAGUCCGGAGCCUAAAGCUGAGCUAUAUCAGAAGAAGGCUCAGCUCGCAAAGUACAAGACGAUUCAACAGACCGUGAAGUCUCACGAGUCAGCAGUAAAAUCUGUGGUUGAAAAGGGAGAAGUGCUGCUGGAGGUGAUUCAUGAUCCCACCAUCAGUGAAAACAUGAAGAAGCUCCAGGCUGACUACCAAGACCUUUGUUUGGCUGCUCAGACGCACGUCCAGAACCUCGUGGAGUGGGUGAAGGAGCACGAGGAUUACAACAGUGAGCUGCAGGAAGUUGAAAAAUGGCUGCUACAGAUGUCCAGUAGGCUUGUAACCUCAGACUCUAUGCAGACCAGCAAUAUGGAGGUGGCUACUCAGCAACUUGCUCGACACAAGGCCAUAAUGGAGGAGAUAGCCAGUUUUGAGGAGCGUCUCAUCAGCUUGAAACAGAAGGGAGAAGGUCUCGUUGCCAGCUGUUCAGAGCAAGUUCAAGUUCAUGCCAAGAUUAGUCAACAAGUCCAGACUCACCUGCAGGGAACCAGAGACAGCUACUCUGCUAUCUGCAGCACCGCUCAGCGUGUCUACCAGAGUCUGGACCGGGAGUUGCAGAAACAUGUUAGCCAUCAGGACACACUGCAGCAGUGCCAGACCUGGCUCACAACAGUUCAAGAGGAGCUGCAGCUCAAUGAUCAGGGACCAUCGGGUCUGCAGGAAGCACUGAAGCAGGUGAAGCACUACAGAGCCCUUCAGGAGCAGGCCAGCACGUACCUGGACCUGGUGUGUUCUGUGUGUGACCUGUCUCAUGAUGCUGUGAGGGUCGCAGCUGCUGAGGUCCAGCAGAUCAAACUCAUGAUUGAAGAAAGGAUGUCCAGUGCACAAGUGCUCUCAGAAGUCUGGAGAGAGCUUAAAGAACAGAAACAAGAUCUGAGCAGCUUGUUUCAGGACAUGGAGCAGCAGCUUCUCACCCUCUCUAGAAGACCAGCAGAACUUGAGACCAAGAUUGCUCAGAACAUGUUGUUUCAAGCUAAGGAAUGCUGCCAGCAACUGCAAUCCAAACAGAGUACCCUCACCAAAAUGACUGAGACUGUGAACAGACUGACCGGUGGCCAGAAUACUCCAGAACAUGCAGAGCUGGACCAUCUGACCCAUUCCUGGCUCGAGCUCUGCCACCAGGCAAACAAGCUGCAGAGCCAGAGAGAGGAGGACCUGCAGAGGUCCAAAGAUUACCACGACUGCAUCGCUGCCGUGGAGGAGCUGUUCGAGAAGAUUAUACACGGGGAUGUGAUCAUGUAUCGUCAGAACGUGGAGAAAUUAGCUGAGCAACAACAAAGCAAGUAUCUGGACCUCUACACUAUACUCCCCUCUGAGAUCUCCAUGCAGUUAGCAGAAGUCUCUUUAGCACUGGGUGCUAUUGAAGAUCAGGUUCUUUCCAAAGAGAGAGAAAAUCAGAGAACCAGAGAAAUUAAGGAAGACUUCAGCUCCAGAAUCCACGACAUGUCAGAGAAACUAAAGAAGAUCUCAAAUAAAUUCAAGGACAAAUCACCAGAUCUUGACCAUGCCAAAGAAGAGGUCAAGAGUCUUCUGGAGGAUUUGGACUCCUGCGGUCGCUCGCUCUCAGAUCUUGACGCUGCCGUACAAGAGUUCAGUCGCAGAAACCCGCUGCUGGCCAAACAGCUGAGUGAUGCUAUAAACAAGAUGUCGGAGAUGCACCACCACACAAGUCGAUUAGCAGACUGCAGGAACAACUGGCUCAAAAAGGCUGUUUGCUAUUUAGAUGAGUAUAACGAGAUGCUGGACUUUAUUGUGAGAUGGUGUGAGAAAGCUAAAAGCCUGGUGAGGGCAAACAUCAUCUGGAACUCCUCUGUUCAUCUGCAGGAGCAGAUACGAAUGUACCAGGCUGUUUUCCGUGAGUCCCGAGAGCUCCACGGAGACCUUGAAUCGAUGGCAGAGAAGGUAGAACUUCUGUCUGAGGUGCUGCAGGUUGAGUCGAUGAGCCGGGAGGUUUGUGACCUCAGUCGGCACACGGAUGAGCUUCAGCAGAGCAUCAAAACUCGACUGCAGAGCCUGCAGGACGCACACAAGAGUAUGGAAGCUCUGGAGUUUGAAGUUAAGGCCCUGCAUGUUGCCUUGGAGCAGGUCCAAGCCACACUGACCUCACCAGAGUUGGCCCGCCAGAGCCUCAAAGAACAGCUGGCUCAGAGACAGCGUCUCUUGGCAGAUAUGGAGAGCUUCAAGCAGCAGGUGCAGGCGGUGCAGCUGUGCCAGAGCGCGCUGCAGGUUCCUGAAGAAGUGAUGCCCGACCUCUCAAUCUGCCGCACGGCUCUGCGCCUGCAGCAAGAAGCCAGCCAGUUGCAGCAUGUUGCGAUACAGCAGUGCAACAUCCUGCAGGAGGCUGUGGUUCAGUACGAGCAAUAUGAGCAGGAGGUGAAGGACCUGCAGGGGCGGAUAGAGGAAGCACACCGGGUCAUUCAGGACCGACCGAUCCCCAGCAGUAACAUUCAGGAGCUGCAAGCCCAGAUUCUCCACCACGAGGAACUUGCUCAGAGGAUUAAGGGCUACCAGGAGCAAAUAGCUUCACUAAAUUCAAAAUGCAAAAUGCUAGCAGUGAAGGCCAAGCAUGCCACCAUGCUGCUGACGGUGAGCGACGUCGAGGGACUUCCUGAAGGCCUGGACGAAAUGGACAGAGAGAAAUCUAAGAAGUCUUCAGCACAAUUUGUCACAAUGACGGCUGGCCGCUGUCACACUCUGUUAUCACCGGUCACUGAGGAGUCUGGGGAGGAGACUACAAACAGUGAGGUCUCCUUCUCUCCUCUGUGCCGUUCUCCUUCUCCUGUCGCUCACUCUGAAGGCGCUAAUGCCAAGAUGGGACGUGAAACUCUAACGAGAGCUCCAAUCCAAGAGUUGUACGACCCAACAUUUGAGUCUGUGGCCAACUUGGAUGACUUGCAGCGCUCGUGGGAGACUUUAAAGAAUGUGAUCAGUGAGAAGCAGAGGUCUUUGUAUGAAGCUCUAGAGAAGCAGCAACAUUACCAGAGUGCUCUCCAGUCCAUCUCCUCAAAAAUGGAGGCGCUGGAGGCUAAACUCAGUGAGCCCUUCGAGGCAGAUAGAAGCCCAGACAGCCACAUGACGGCACAUGAGGGCCUCAUACAGGAGAUUCAGCGCGUGCAGGAAGAAAUCGACAAGCUGCAGACGAGUUUCUCGGAGGAUGUGACUGCUGAUGUUGUGGACUCGGACAGGGUGGAGCAGCUGGCCAUGCAGUCCUCGCUCUCUGUGUUGGCUGAACGGAUGGCCACCAUUUACAUGAAAGCUUCGGGGAAACAACAACAGCUGGAGGACCGUGCCACUGACCGUCUGGAGACUCAGCUUCAGCAACAAGCCAUUCAGACCUUUCACGCUGAAGCAGAGGAACUGGAUCAGUGGCUGGCUGGAAUGCACCGUUCUGUAACGAGCAUCCUGGAAGCCAAACCUGCGGAGGAGACUGAUGAGAAGGACCAGCUCUCUGAAUGUCAGAACAUGCUGCUGGAGAUUGAAGAAAAAGUGUCAGCCCUGUCAGAGCUGUCUCUGCACAGCGAGACCCUGCUGCUGGAGGGCCGGACACACACCAGGGGGGAGGCUGAGCGCUUGGCUGCCAAGUUACACACACUGAAGAGUGGUUUAUUGGAAUUACAGAGAAUGCUGCAAGACAAACAGCUUAACCUCCAGGGUUCUCUACAGGAGCCAGAAGAUAGUGGAUCUGAGUCCAGUCUCUCUCAGAGUCCCAGUGUGCAGGACUGGCUGGCCCAGGCUCGGACCACACGAACUCAACAGCAGGAAGACAGUCUUCAGAGACAGAAGGAGUUGGAGGAGCAGCUUGCUGAACAGAAAAAGCUGCUUCAGUCCGUUGCUAGCAGAGGAGAGGAGAUUCUGAUCCAGCAGGCCUCACCCGGCAGUACCAGUGCAACAGAACCCUUUUCACCUAAAGCUUUGUCGGAGGCAGGACGAGAACAGAUGAGGCAGAGGUGGGAGAGUCUCAGACUGGAGCUCAAAACUAAACUGCAGCUUCUACAAAAAACUCUGGAGCAGGACCAAAGUCAGCAGAUUUUUACCAGAGCUUCUCGAGUUACUACAGCCGGGUCGCUGUUUAAAGGGGACGCCCAAGACGACAAAUGCUCUUUGAAGACUCUUUAUGAUGGCUUCAGACAGACAGUUGAAGAUAUGACCACUCAGCCUGGUGUAGGAGGUGAAACUCAGGCAGCUCAAAUGGAGCAGCAACUCUACACAGCCGUCUCGUCCACGUCCUCUUGGCUUGAUGGCGUCGAGAACAACGUCCUCUCCGGCUCAGUGCUCCCUGAAAACGCAGAAACCCAGCUACAAAAUCAAGAGAUCCUGGAGAACGAUGUGAAGCACGUGGUUGAGGAGGUGAAGCUCAGCCAGGCUGUGCUCGCUGGCUCUUCAGGGUUUAAAGAUGAAGACCGAGUCCUGCUGGAGGACAAUCUGGACUGUCUGAAAGGGAGACUAGCAGCUCUUGGAGGAGCUCUGGGUCAACGGCUUGACCACAUGAGGACCAGAGCACAUGAACUCACCAGCUACCAGACUGACUUGCAGCUACUCCAGACUGAUUUGAUUGAGACCAAAUGCCAGAUUCUUCAAGCCUUAGCUGCAGCGAUGGAUAAACCUGUGUCAAAACAACUUGAGGUCAUUUCCAGUGCCGAGGAGAGCUUGAAAGAUUUUGAACAUAGAAUCAUGGAGCUCAAAGCCAGAGGAGCAGCUCUACAGGCCGAUCAGAUGUCAACAAACAAAAUGCUAAAACUCCAGGAUUCCUACGAGGAGUUAAUGAUGAUGGUGGGCUCUAGACGCAGUGGGAUGAACCAGAGCGUGGCUCUGAAGGAACAGUACGAACGGGCUCUACAGGACCUGAGAGACCUGGUCGACACAGCCAAAGACAAAACGUCUGCCGAUCAAAGACUUGUUGUCAGCUCUAUGGAGGAAGUUCAAAAUCACCUUGACAAACAUAAGGAGUUUUUUCAGGGUUUGGAGUCUCACAUGAUUCUAACAGAAACUUACUUCAGAAAGAUCAGCGGUCUCCUGCUUCCAAAAGAGUGUCAAGCGUUGGAAAAGACGUUGGCUGACGUUCGGAGCGUCCUGAAAGAGGCACACGGUAAAGGAGUGAAGCUGGAAAGUAUCCUGCAGACUUGGAGUCGUUUGAUGCAGGACUACCAGAGUCUGAACCGGCAGCUGGAAGCAGUCGAAGAGAAUGUUCCCUCUGUUGGUUUAAUGGAAGAGGAUGAAGAUAGGUUGAUGGACCGAAUCUCUUUGUAUCAGGGUCUGAAGGGAAGACUGGCAGAGCACCAGCACAAGCUCCAUCAGGUACUGGAUGAGGGGAAGCAUCUAUUACAGUCUGUUUGCUGUCCUGCUCUGGAGAAUCAGCUCUCACUGCUGGGGGAACACUGGCUCAACAACACGUCCAAGGUCAACAAAGAGCUACAGCGUCUCGAGGCCACCUUAAAGCACUGGACCAGGUAUCAAAAGGAGUGUGUAGAGAUUAGUGGAUGGCUGCAGUCUGCUCUGGAGCGUCUGGAGUUUUGGAACACGCAGGCGGUGUUGGUCCCACAGGAGCUGGAAAGUGUCAGAGACCAUCUCUCGGCUUUCCUGGAGUUUUCAAAAGAAGUGGAGGGAAGGUCGAACCUGAAGAGCUCAGUGGUGUCUGAGGGCAACCAGCUGCUGCGACUGAAGAAAGUAGACACCUUGGUUUUGCGCUCUGACCUGGCACGCAUUGACAGUCAGUGGACUGAGCUGCUCACACGCAUCCCGGUUGUUCAAGAGAAGCUGCAUCAGAUCCAAAUGGAAAAGUUGGCUUCUCGUCAUGCCAUCUCGGAGCUGUUCAACUGGAUAUCGCUGAUGGAGAAUGUCAUUGAGGAAGAUGAAGAAAAUCUCCAGAGUGCUGUGGGAUCAAACGUAAUUCAGGACUACUUGCAAAAAUACAAGGGAUUCAGAGUAGAUUUAAGUUGUAAGCAGCUGACUGUGGACUUUGUCAACCAGUCGGUUCUGCAAAUCAGUGGUCAAGACGUGGAGAGCAAGCGCAGUGAUAAAACAGACUUUGCCGAGCGUCUGGGAGCCAUGAACCGACGCUGGCAGCUUCUACAAGGUCGCACCAAUGAAAGGAUCCAGUUUCUGGAGAGCCUGUUGAAGAUGUGGCUGGAGUACGAGAGCAGUGUUCAGGUGCUGAAGUCCUGGAUGGCAGCUCAGGAAGAAAGGUUAAAGAGAAAACCCCGGAUCGAGGAUCUAACAUCGGUACAGAAUGCUCUCAAAAACUGCCAGGAAAUGGAAGCGUUGUUGAAAGAAAAAGAAAAAGACCUAGAAAGAGUUGAGGAACAGGGCUGUGCCCUGGUUCAGAACAAGACCGACGAGGCCUGUGCUAUAGUCAUGGAGACCCUCCAAAGUGUCAACCACACCUGGGCUAACCUGGACCACUUGAUAGGACAAUUAAAGAUAAGUCUGACAUCUGUGCUGGAUCAGUGGAGUCUGUACAAACGAGCUUCAGAAGAGAUCAGUGGCUAUCUGAUGGAGGGCAGGUACUCUGUAUCACGUUUCCGCCUCCUCACGGGCUCCCUGGAGGCAGUUCAGCAGCAAGUGCAAAGUCUGCAGGACUUGCAAGAGGGUCUGGAGAAACAGGAAAGCAGUUUGAGAAAGUUUGGUGCCGUCACCCAGCAACUUCUGAGGGAGUGUCACCCUUCAGUGUCCGACUCUCUCAACAGUGCCCUCAAGGACGUCAAUGCAAGAUGGAAUGGGUUACUGGAGGAAAUAGCAGAGCGUCUGAGAAGCAGCAAGGCCUUGCUUCAGCUGUGGCAGCGCUACAAAGAGCUUUAUGAGCAGAGCUGCAGCAGCAUCCAGCUGCAAGAAGACCGAGCAAACCAGCUCCUGAAAAGCACCUGCAGCAAAGACAUGGCUGACGAGGACGUCACCAGCUGGAUCCAAGAGUGCAGCGAGCUGCUACGGUCACAAGUUCCAGUGCAGGCCUCUCUUCAAAUCCUCCAGGAGCUGGGAGAGCAGCUGAAACAGCAGGUGGACACGUCGGCAGCAUCUGCUGUCCAGUCAGACCACCUUUCUCUCAGGCAGAGGCUGUCUGGGGUGGAACAAGCUCUGAACAGACAGCUUACCACCCUGCAGACUGGAGUUCAGGACUUUGAAACCUUUAAUAAACAGCUGGAGUCACUGGCUUCCUGGGUCGUUGAAGCUGAGGAAGUUCUGAGGAUGCAAGAUCCCAACGGCUGCACUGACCUCACUGUCAUCCAGGAACGCAUGGAGGAGCUGAAGAAGCUCAUGUUGAAAUUUAGCUGCAUGGCCCCUGAAUUGGAGCAUCUCAAUGAGCUUGGCUACAAACUCCCCCUCAACGAUUCAGAGAUCAAACGCAUGCAGAACCUGAACAGAAGUUGGUCCUCAGCUUCAGCACAAACCACAGAGAGAUUCAGCAAAAUUCAGUCGUUCUUGCUGCAGCAGCAGACCUUCCUUGAAAAGUGUGAGACAUGGAUGGACUUCCUGGUCCAAACAGAAGACAAUCUAGCUGUGGAAAUCUCUGGGAACUACCAGAGUUUGAUGGAGCAGCAAAAAGCCCACGAGUUAUUCCAAGCUGAAAUGUUCAGUCGGCAGCAGAUCCUCCACUCUAUCAUCAGUGACGGACAGAAGAUGUUGGAACAAGGCCAAGUAGAUGACAGAGACGAGUUCAACAUGAAGCUGGCUCUUCUGAGUAACCAGUGGCAGGGCGUGGUGAGGCGAUCUCAGCAGAGGCGAGGGAUCAUCGACGGUCUCAUCCGUCAGUGGCAGCAGUACAGAGAAAUGGUGGAGAAGCUGCACAAAUGGCUCUCAGAAGUUUCCCACCCACUAGAGGCACUUCAAGCAGAGAGUACUAUUCCUUUGCAACAAGCUCGCUCCAUGCUCGAUGCUGUCCAGCUGAAGGAAAAGGUGCUGCAGCGACAGCAGGGCAGCUACAUCCUGACAGUUGAAGCUGGCAGACAGCUGCUCCUGUCGACGGACAGCCCGGCUGAGACGGCUCUGCAGGCAGAGCUGAGCGAGAUCCAGAACCGAUGGAAACGAGCCAACACCUGCCUGGAGGAACACAAGAGAGCACUCAGAACACUGUUAAAGGACUGGGAGGGCUGCGAGAGGGGAAUUGCUGGAUCGCUGGAAAAACUACGAGCCUUUAAACGGCAGCUGUCUCAACCUCUUCCUGAUCACCAUGAAGAUCUGCAGGUGGAGCAGCUGCGCUGCAAGGAUCUGGAGAGCACGUGUGAAGGCUGGACUGGGGAUUUGGCUCAUUUGACUCUACUGAGAGAGUCACUGUCUUGCUACAUCAGCUCUGAGGACCUCACCGUUCUGCAGGAACGGGUUGAACUUCUGCAUCAGCAGUGGGAUGAAAUCAUCCACCAGCUGUCACUGCGCAGACAGCAGGUGGGUGACAAACUGAACGAGUGGACGGUCUUCAACGACAAGUACAAGGAACUCUGUGAGUGGCUCACCAGAAUGGAGAGCAAGGUGUCCCAGAAUGGAGACAUUAGCAUUGAGGAGAUGAUCGAAAAGCUCCGCAAGGACUACCAGGAGGAGAUAACAGUGGCAGAGGAGAACAAGCAGCAUUUGCAUCGGCUCGGAGAGCGCCUUGCCAGAGCCAGCAACCCGAGCAAAGCCGCUGACAUCGAGCAGAAGCUCUCCAAAGUCAACGACCGCUGGCAGCACCUGCUGGACCUUAUUGGAGCCAGAGCGAAGAAGCUGAGAGAAACUCUAGUGGCCGUGCAGCAGCUGGAUAAAAACAUGAGCAGCCUGCGCUCUUGGCUCGCCCACGUUGAGACCGAGCUGUCCAAGCCCGUUGCCUACGAAUCGUGUGACUUCCAGGAGAUUCAAAGGAUGCUCGACCUGCAGCAGGAGCUCCAGCGGGACAUCGAGAAGCACAGUACAGGAGUAGCGUCUGUGCUGAACUUGUGCGAGGUGCUUCUCCACGACUGCGACGCCUGCGCCACCGACACAGAGUGCGACUCCAUCCAGCAGGCGACGCGCAGCCUUGACCGCCGCUGGAGGAGCAUAUGUGCCUUGUCUAUGGAGAGGAGACUGAAGAUCGAGGAGACGUGGCGUUUAUGGCAGAAAUUUUUAGAUGACUUUGCACGUUUUGAGGAGUGGCUGUCCACCUCAGAGAAGACUGCCGCUCUGCCCAACUCCUCUGGUGUGCUGUACACAGUAGCCAAGGAAGAAUUAAAGAAAUUUGAGACCUUCCAAAGACAAGUUCAGGAAAGUUUGACGCAGCUGGAGUUAAUCAACAAGCAGUACCGCCGCUUGGCCAGAGAAAACCGUACGGACUCUUCCUGUCGUCUGAGGGAGAUGGCUCACGAGGCCAACCAGCGAUGGGACAACCUGCAGAAACGAGUGGCAUCCAUCCUUCGCAGACUCAAGCACUUCAUCAGUCAGAGAGAGGAGUUUGAGACAGCCAGAGAUGGUAUUUUAGUCUGGCUGACAGAAAUGGACCUUCAGCUUACCAACAUCGAGCAUUUCUCCGAGUGUGACAUUCAAGCCAAGAUCAAACAACUCAGGUCGUUCCAGCAGGAGAUUUCUCUGACGACAGCCAAGAUCGAGCACAUAUUCCACCAGGGCGAGGCACUGAUCGAGAAGAGCGAGCCCAUGGAUGCUGCUGUUAUAGAGGAAGAGUUGGAGGAACUUCAGCGUUACUGUCAGGAAGUGUUCGGUCGAGUCGAGCGCUACUACAAAAAACUCAUCCGCCUUCCGCUUGCAGACGAUGAUACUGAAGUGUCGUUCUCUGACCGUGAGCUUGAUCUGGACGAGCCUGGAGAUUUGUCCAGCCUGCCGUGGAAUGAGCGUUUGGGGGACGGUUUAUUGUCUCCUCUGCCCUCCUCUGGUCGUUCGGCCUCCCUGGCCGUGCAGCUCCGCGCUGAGCGCUCCGGCAGGGACACACCUGCCAGCGUGGACUCCAUUCCCCUGGAGUGGGACCAUGACUACGACCUGAGCCGGGGUCUCGAGAGCGCCAGCAGAGCCCUCCGAGAGCAGCAGAGCGAGGAGGGGGACUUCCUCCAGCGCCCCGCCUCAGACUUGUCAGGAGAGACCGCCUCUGCAGAUUCUCACGUUCAUCCUUUUGACAUCAGUCGUUCUCACCUCCAACAACUGGACACGAGCUGCAGCCGCACUCCCACAAGUUCGGACGUGGAUGCAUCAUAUAUGGGCUAUUUGCGAUUGCUGGGUGAGUGCCGCGGCAGCAUCGACACAGUCAAGAGGGUGGGCUCUGAGCUGAAGGAGGAAGAGGAUACUGUAUCAGGACUGGCCGAUCCUAGCAGCUCAGAGUCCCAGACGUCAGGUGUGAUCGAGCGCUGGGAGCUCCUGCAGGCUCAGGACCUCAGUAAAGAGAUACGCACAAAGGAGAGCGAGCAGCAGUGGCAGCAGCUGAACUCUGACCUGAACAACAUCUGGACUUGGUUAGGAGAGACAGAGGAAGAUCUGGGGCAGCAGCAGAGCCUGGACGUCAGCACGGACAUCCAGACCAUUGAGCUUCGCAUUAAGAAACUUAAGGAAUUGCAGAAAGCAUACGACAAGCGCAAAGCCAUUGCGCUUUCCAUCAACUUGUGCAGUACUGAUUUUCUGCAGUCAGGCGGAGAAGACACCCGGCAGCUGCAGGCCAGACUGAAAGACAUGAAUAACCUCUGGGACAAGCUGGGCAGCUCUUUGGAGAAGUGGAGGUCUUCAUUACAGGAAGCUCUCAUGCAGUGCCAAGAGUUUCAUGAAAUGAGUCACGGUCUGCUGCUCUGGUUGGAAAACAUUGACCGUAGAAGGAACGAGGUGGUUCCCAUCGAUCCAAUCCAAGACACUGUUACUCUCCAUGAGCAUCAUAAGACUCUGACGCAAAUCCGGCAGGAGUUGUUGGACUCUCAGCUUAAAGUGGCCUCACUACAGGACAUGUCCCUCCAGCUGCUCGUCAACUCUCAGGGCAGUGACUGCCUGGAGGCCAAAGAGAAGGUUCACGUCAUCGGGAACCGCCUCAAACUGCUGCUAAAAGAAGUGACCCGAGACCUCCGGGAGCUGGCUAAAGUUCUGGACAUCACGAGCAGUCAACAGGAUCUGUCUUCCUGGUCGUCAGCUGAUGAGCUGGACACGUCUGGUUCUCUCAGUCCGGUAUCAGGAAGGAGUACGCCGAGUCGCCAGCGAUCGCAACGGGGCAAAUGUAGUCUGUCACAGCCUGGACCGUCUGUGAGCAGUCCACACCUCAGGUACAUUUCUGUUGGUUUCUAG
Molecule: messenger RNA, 22791 nt
Organism: Nematolebias whitei (Rio pearlfish)
Lineage: Eukaryota; Metazoa; Chordata; Actinopteri; Cyprinodontiformes; Rivulidae
Gene: syne1b
Product: spectrin repeat containing, nuclear envelope 1b
Exons: 138
Coding region: 10-22791 (7593 amino acids)
Molecular function (GO): protein binding
Source: RefSeq, a predicted model, not a curated record